AUGAUCCUAAAUUUACCUGAUUUCAAUAAAGGUGUAAAACAGCUGCUCCAAUACAUAAUAGAAAAUAAGUUGAAAGAAAUGUAUCCAAAUAUUUAUAUUGUUAUUCAAAUUUUGUUAACAGUACCAAAAUUCAAAAAUGCCACCAAAAAAUCUGUUUUACAAAAUAAAAAAAUACGAGAGCAACGAAUUGCUGCUAUUAAACGUAAUACCGGCGAUAUUUUAAAAUUUCAUUUACCAAUCGCUACUGCCAUAUCUGCCAGUUCGAGCUCAGCAGAUAGUAAAGAUGAAAUGGUCGAAAUACAAAACCAAGAAGAAAGCGAAAAAAUAGUAAGAGAUCCUGAACCACAAUUACCUAAACAGAAAAUUGAUAAUAUUGACUUCAAUAAUCCUAAGAUAUGGAUUAUUAACAAAGAUACCGUUAAGAUGUAUAUCGAACAUGGCACUGAUUUUGGUGAUGAUGUUACAUUUUAUCCAACAACAGAAAAAACAGAAAAUUUGGAAAUCAGUGGUUAA
Psylliodes chrysocephalus is the source of this 513-nucleotide messenger RNA. Lineage: Eukaryota; Metazoa; Arthropoda; Insecta; Coleoptera; Chrysomelidae. The record is from the annotation of a GenBank genome assembly.